This is a messenger RNA of Hippoglossus stenolepis (Pacific halibut), 648 nucleotides long. It is a transcript of the gene trappc1, whose product is annotated as trafficking protein particle complex subunit 1. The record is from RefSeq and is a predicted model, not a curated record. Gene Ontology annotation, biological process: endoplasmic reticulum to Golgi vesicle-mediated transport. Lineage: Eukaryota; Metazoa; Chordata; Actinopteri; Pleuronectiformes; Pleuronectidae. The coding region runs from base 89 to 526 and encodes 145 amino acids. Gene Ontology annotation, cellular component: TRAPP complex. The transcript has 5 exons.
CGGGGUCCUGCUUGGAACCGGAAGAGAAGGUAAACACCGCAGGACGUAAAUGUCUGAUACACGUCAACUUUAAAGGUUUAAAUAAAAGAUGACCGUUCACAACCUGUACAUAUUCGACCGGAAUGGAAACUGUCUGUUUUAUAACGAGUGGAACCGGAAGAAGCAGGCGGGGAUCUCCAAGGAGGAGGAGUUUAAGCUGAUGUAUGGGAUGCUGUUCUCCAUUCGCUCAUUCGUCAGUAAGAUGUCUCCUCUGGACAUGAAGGACGGCUUCUUGUCCUUUCAGACCAGUAAAUAUCGUCUUCAUUACUACGAGACCCCCAGUGGACUUAAGUUUGUCCUGAACACAGACCUGUCUGUGAGCAAUGCCAGAGACACACUGCAGCACAUCUACAGCAAUUUGUAUGUGGAGCACAUUGUGAAGAACCCGAUGUGUGUGUUGGGCCAUGGUUUGGACAGUGAACUAUUCAGCAGUCGGCUGGACGCCUUCAUCAGAGCUCUGCCGUACUACAGCCCCCGAGCCGCCUGACAUGUACACACACACAAACAUGUAAAGUUGAAUUGUUUUUAUUGGGAACAUGAAUCAAACUGUUGUGUUGUUGUUUGUAUCUUCAUCCUGUGUAACUUUAAUUAAACUGAUGUAGAAACAUC